AUGGCAUCCAUGAACUACUACUCUUUGGUGUUGGUGGUGGUUUCAUUGGUCUGGGCACCUCUGGCUGUCGUGGCCGGCGAUCCAGACAUCCUUGGUGACUUCAUCGUGCCGGCGCCGAUGGUUGGCAUGCCGCCGACGAACAUCACCGGUGACUUCUUCACCUACACUGACUUCGGUGCCGCAAACGAGACCAUGCCGUGGCCUCCACAGUAUUUCAUUGUGAUCAAGGCCAAUAUGGGGGCGUUCCCUGCGCUCAACGGGCAGAGUGUGUCCUAUGCCAUGCUCGUGUUCCCCUCCGGAUACGUCAACCCGCCGCACACCCAUCCGCGCGCUGCUGAGUUGCUGUUUGUCCACAGCGGUGCGCUCUCCGUCGGGUUUGUUGACACUGCCGGUAAGCUCUACACACAGGACCUCGUGGCCGGUGACAUAUUUGUGUUCCCCAAGGGCCUCGUGCACUACCAGUACAACCAGGGCCCCAACCCUGCCACCGCGUUCUCGGCCUUUGGUAGUGCCGCCCCGGGCACCGUGAAUGUGCCUGCCUCCGUGUUCGGCACCGGCGUUGACGACGUCGUGCUUGCCAAGUCCUUCAAGACUGACUUUUGGACGGUGCAGAAGCUCAAGGCAGCGCUCACUCCACCACCCAAGUGAUUCGUUUGUGCUCUUGUCGCUCUUGUUCUUCAUCACUGUAUCGCCCCUGCCGCGAACUAAUAAGGCCACCAUGCUAGUGAAUGAUAGUGGCAUAAUCCCGGUUGUAUUGUUAGUUUCAGUUGUGAUUGUUGUGACUUGUAAUAAUAUGCUUCUUGUGGUUUGUGAGUUGAUAUUGUGAUCGUGUCAAAUUUAUUUAAUCAUCGUGUGAAGAAUGUGCCAU
Aegilops tauschii subsp. strangulata is the source of this 868-nucleotide messenger RNA. Its product is annotated as putative germin-like protein 9-2. The record is from RefSeq and is a predicted model, not a curated record. Gene Ontology annotation, molecular function: manganese ion binding. Lineage: Eukaryota; Viridiplantae; Streptophyta; Magnoliopsida; Poales; Poaceae.